Phragmites australis (common reed) is the source of this 1926-nucleotide messenger RNA. RefSeq names its product cysteine-rich receptor-like protein kinase 10. Gene Ontology annotation, biological process: cell surface receptor signaling pathway; protein phosphorylation. The record is from RefSeq and is a predicted model, not a curated record. Bases 94 to 1791 code for a protein of 565 amino acids. The transcript has 8 exons. NCBI's taxonomy places the organism in Eukaryota, Viridiplantae, Streptophyta, Magnoliopsida, Poales, Poaceae. Gene Ontology annotation, molecular function: protein kinase activity; ATP binding.
UUACACUUGCCGCACCAAUACAAAUGCGCCCGUCAAUGUCCGUGGCGAGGUCCGGAGCCGGAGAGGCCGCAGCGCAGGCGGCAGGAAGUGGCCAUGCCGAGCCUGUUGGACAGCUCGAGCGGCCUGUGGACCGUGCUCGGGCAGACCUCGAACGUGGUGCAGCUGGUCGGCGUGGACGCGCUCGGGCUGGUGUCCAUGGUCGUGCAGGCCGCGCUGGCGGCGCGGCGCCACCGGGACGCGUGCUGGCGGCUGGCGCAGCACGUGGAGAUCGUCGGCGGCCUGCUACGGGAGCUGGAGCUCGCCGAGCUGAUGCGGAGGGAGGCCACGCGGCGCCCCCUCGAGCAGCUCCGGGGCGCGCUGCGGCGGUGCUACGCGCUCGUCACGGCGUGCCAGGACUGUGGGUACCUCCGCAGCCUGCUCGUCGGCGCCCGGAUGGCCGAAGAGCUACGCACCGCGGAGCAGGAGAUCGACAUGUUCAUCCGCCUCAUCCCGCUCAUCGCUCUCGUCGACACUACUCACGAUCGUUGUGUCACGCAGGCUGCAGAGGGAGUGGCAGGUGUAAUCACGAACGGUUCAAGCCACCACAUCAGGUUCCCAAGAAGUACUUCGGACUUCACCAAAAUACAAAUUCAAGGAGCUACUGAAGUUUGCAAUGUUGCAAAGCAACCGUUAGCAGGAGCAAUGGACUUGCAAGAACAGAAAAUUCUGGACAUUGAAGGAUUGUUGGAGCUUUGUACCCGUACUGAAGAGAGUUUCCCAGCAUUCACAAAGUUUGAUUUCGUUCAAAUUGUCAAUGCUACAGACAAUUUCUCAGAAAAUAGAAACGUUGGGUGGGGUGGCUUUGCUACAGUUUACAAGGGUCAGUUGCCUGAUGGACUCAUGAUUGCCGUCAAAAGGUUCGAUGAACAUGCUACAUUAUUUUAUUUCAAGAGUGAAUUUCUGCUUGCGAGGCUUCAGCAUACCAGGCUACUGGGGUGGUGCAUCCAUGGGAAAGAAAGGAUUCUAGUGUAUGAGUUCAUGGACAAGGGUAGCCUGCACAGGCUCAUCUUUGACAAAAUAAAGGGUCCGUUGCUUGACUGGUCUAAGCGACUUAAUAUAAUUAAAGGAUUAGCGGAUGGACUUGUUUAUCUGCACAAGCACUCCAUGUUACGGAUUGUCCAUAGGGACUUGAAGCCAAUGAACAUCCUCUUAGAUCAUGACAUGAACCCAAAGAUUGCUGAUUUCGGAUCAGCUAGAACACUGAGUUCAGAUGUAGCAGAAGAGUGUACAAGCAGAGUUGUUGGAACUAGUGGUUACAAAGCUCCGGAGUAUGCAUGUCGAGGCCUUUAUUCAGUCAAGACAGAUGUAUUUAGCUUUGGGGUGUUGGCUUUAGUGAUCAUCAGUGGGCGAAAGAAUACCAUACUUGAGCAACAAGGAGAUACUGUUGGCAAUCUCAUACGAGAUGCAUGGCAACUGUGGAAUGAUGGACGGCUACAUGAUCUUGUAGACCCAUUGUUGAGUGAUGGAUAUGAAAUCGCUGGGAUAAUGCGAUGUGCUCAGGUGUCACUACUCUGUGCUCAGGAAGAUCCAGAAGAUCGCCCCACAAUGUCGGAUGUAGUUGCAUUCCUGAACUUUGAAAGCAUAAGUUUAUUACCGAUUCCUAAGCAACCAUCUGAGCUGAUUAAUGGAGGUGCUAUUGACAACAAGUUAUCGACAGACAUUGGUCAAUCAAGCAGGACAAUAGACAUAACCAUCACAAGUUCAGCUCUAGUGUCAACUAGAGUCCGCAUCAUUGUAGACCCAGAGACCUGAUAUGAUAAAAGAACAUUUAAUAGAAGGAAUUUGAAAUGUGAUGAGCUUUCUCCAGUUAGUGUAAAAUUGUCAGAUGUUGAGAAUAACAUUUUUCUUUUUUGGAAAUAAUAUUAUAUAUAUUAUAUUAUUUUUUAU